AUGGCGACUCUGACGGGCGCGCCUCAACCCGUGAAGCUAUCGCUGCCGUUGGAGUACCAGCAAAUCCUCUUCCAGGAGCUUCGAGCCGAGGAUGAGCUCGUGGUCAUCGCCCGAGGUCUCGGGCUCAUGCGCCUAGUCACCAAUCUCCUCCACUCGUACGACGUAGCGGGGAACAACUUGAUCCUCAUCGUCGGCGCUACGGACCGGGAGAACGGCUGGAUCGGCGAGGCCCUGGCCGAACAUGCCGCGGUAAGCAUGGCGCCCAAGGCCCGGGGCCUGACCGUCGUGAACACGGACUUCACGAGCGUCGGCGCCCGCGAGAAGAUGUACUCCAAGGGAGGCAUCUUCAGCAUCACCUCUCGCAUCCUCGUCGUUGACCUACUGACGGGCCUACUCGUGCCCGAGUCGGUGACGGGCGUCAUCGUGCUCCAUGCUGAUAAGGUCGUGGCGACGUCGUUGGAAGCCUUCAUCUUAAGGAUUUACAGGCAGAAGAAUAAGGCAGGGUUUUUGAAGGCGUUUUCGGAUAAUCCGGAUCCCUUUGCUACGGGGUUUUCGCCUUUGGCUACGAUGAUGAGGAAUUUGUUCUUAAGGAAGGCGUCUUUGUGGCCAAGGUUCCAUGUUACUGUUGCGCAGUCGCUCGAGGCGAGGAAGAAGAAGGCCGAGGUCAUUGAGCUUGAGGUGCCGAUGACGGAGGCUAUGACGGAUAUUCAGAAUGCCAUUCUGGAAUGCGUCGAGAUUAGCAUUCAGGAGCUCAAGAAGGGCAACACGGGGCUCGAGAUGGACGAUUGGAACAUUGAUAAUGCCCUACUCAAGAACUUCGACGUUAUAGUACGUCGGCAGCUUGAGCCGAACUGGCACAGAAUUAGCUGGAAGACGCGCCAGAUCGUCAAUGAUCUCACUGUUCUUCGCGGCAUGCUCCAUUCCCUCCUUUCCUUCGACUCCGUAUCCUUCCUUCAGCACCUUGAUACCAUACAUGCCGCUCAUGCCCCGGCCCCGGGGUCAACGAGACAAACCGCGUCGCCGUGGCUUUUCCUCGAUGCCGCGGAAACCAUCUUCGCGACGGCUCGGAAGCGAGUUUACGCUGCUGCCGGAAGGCAUGCGGCAUCCUCUUCGGACGGCAACAUCGAUGCCUUGCGGCCAGUGCUGGAGGAGCUCCCCAAGUGGGGUGUUCUCGCCGAGGUUCUCGAGGAAAUUGAUCGGGAUCUGUACUUUGAGCCUCCGAUUAGGGAUGACUCGAACGGCACGAUACUCAUCAUGUGUUCGGAUACGGACAUAUGUCGCCAGUUGCGGGAUUACCUGCAGACCAUGCACAUCAAGCCGCGGACGGAGGGCGGUAGCACCACGGCGAUCGAUCCAGAUGAGGAAGCCGAGGAGCGCUACAGACCCUCAGCAAACUUCAUGAUGAGGCGAAAGCUGCGCAACUACCUCCGGUGGAAGAAACAGUUUGCCCAAGUGAACGUCGCUUUGUUCCACGAGAACCAAAAGGCGCUUAAUGGCGCGACCGACCCGCGGCUCGCGAGCAAGAGCAGCAGGGCGCCGGCGAACAAGCGCAGGAGAGUACGCGGGGGUGGUAACGUGGGUGCCAGCGCCGGACGGACCGACAAUGGCAGCAUUGCACAGUACUUUGAGCAGCCGGGCCAGAUGGCAGAACUCAUGUCCGAGGUUCCGGUGACGGAGGAGGAGGCUGAGGAGAGGGCUGACGUGGUGGUCGAUACCCUGAACGACAUGGAGGAGUACUACCAGCUUUACGAGAUGAAAGACCUCGUUAUCGUUCAUGCGUACGAAGGUGACCAGGAUGAGCACGUUCUCGAGGAGGUGCGACCGAGGUAUAUCAUCAUGUACGAGCCCGACGCGGCUUUCAUCAGACGUGUCGAGGUAUACAGAUCGUCGCAUAGCGACCGGAACGUGAGAGUCUACUUCAUGUACUAUGGCGGCUCGGUAGAAGAGCAGCGGUACCUCUCCGCCGUACGGCGCGAAAAGGACUCCUUCACGAAACUCAUCAAGGAGAGGGCAAGCAUGUCCCUCGUCAUGACCGUCGACCCGGGUAGCGAGGACCCGCAAGAAGCCUUCCUCCGCACCAUCAACACCCGCAUAGCCGGCGGGGGACGCCUCGCCGCGACCGCUGAACCCCCCCGCGUAGUCGUCGACGUGCGCGAGUUCCGCUCGUCUCUGCCCUCCCUCCUCCACGGGCGCAACAUCGUUAUCGUGCCUUGUAUGCUCACGGUGGCGGACUACGUUCUCUCGCCUAACAUCUGCGUGGAGCGCAAAUCCGUUAGCGAUCUCAUCUCGUCGUUCCGCGACGGGCGCUUGUACAACCAGGCCGAGACCAUGUUCCAGCAUUACCGCAAUCCGAUGCUCCUGAUCGAGUUCGACCAGAACAAGAGCUUCACGCUCGAGCCGUUCGCUGAUCUUUCGGGGAGUUUGAGUAGUGUGGCGCCUUCCAACGUCUCGUCAGAUCUGCAGUCCAAGAUCGUGCUGCUUACGCUGGCGUUUCCGAAGCUGCGCAUUAUUUGGUCUAGCUCUCCGUACCAGACCGCCGAGAUCUUCGAGUCCCUCAAGAAGCAGGAGGAAGAACCCGAUCCCAUCGCCGCCGUUAGAGCUGGUCUUGAAAAGAGCUCCGGCGGUGGUGGUGGAGGCGGAGAGGGGCAGAUAUUUAACCAGGACCCGCAGGAUAUGCUGGCGAAUGUUCCGGGGGUCACGCCGAAGAAUAUCUGGACGGUUGUACAUGAGACGGAGAAUGUGAGGCAGGUGGCGAAUAUGAGUUCGAAGGAGCUGGAGCCGCUGGUUGGAGGGGAGGCGGCGAGGUUGAUGUAUGGAUUUUUUAAUAGGAAUGUGGUGAUGACAGGGAGCGGAGGAGAUGAUUGA
This is a messenger RNA of Scedosporium apiospermum, 2865 nucleotides long. Its product is annotated as DNA repair protein rad16. Gene Ontology annotation, cellular component: nucleotide-excision repair factor 1 complex. The record is from RefSeq and is a predicted model, not a curated record. Gene Ontology annotation, biological process: resolution of meiotic recombination intermediates; double-strand break repair via homologous recombination; nucleotide-excision repair involved in interstrand cross-link repair. The coding region runs from base 1 to 2865 and encodes 954 amino acids. The transcript has 2 exons. Gene Ontology annotation, molecular function: single-stranded DNA binding; damaged DNA binding; single-stranded DNA endonuclease activity. Lineage: Eukaryota; Fungi; Ascomycota; Sordariomycetes; Microascales; Microascaceae.